Molecule: messenger RNA, 1066 nt
Organism: Nicotiana tabacum (common tobacco)
Lineage: Eukaryota; Viridiplantae; Streptophyta; Magnoliopsida; Solanales; Solanaceae
Product: ethylene-responsive transcription factor RAP2-3
Biological process (GO): ethylene-activated signaling pathway; regulation of DNA-templated transcription
Molecular function (GO): DNA-binding transcription factor activity; DNA binding
Source: RefSeq, a predicted model, not a curated record
AGCACAAUUUACACCGUCUCUUUCCAUUUCUUUCUCUUAAAAGAAAAAACAUCUCAAUAACAAAAAGAAAAAUGUGUGGAGGUGCCAUAAUCCCCGACUAUGAACCCGUCGGAAACCGCUGCCGGAAAAUCACUGCUAGUGACCUCUGGGCUGAGCUUGACCCUAUCUCCGACUUCUGGUCUUCCUCUUCCUCUUCCUCCUCCAUUGCCGGCAAAUCUGAUUCCGUUCAGUCGCUAACCCACUCCUACAAUAAGCCUCAGAAAUCAGAUUCCGGCAAACUUAAUCAACUCGAAAAAGGUACAAUAAGUGUGAAGGUUGAGAAGGAGAGCAGUGGCCCAAGGGCGAGGAAGAACAAAUACAGAGGAAUAAGGCAGAGACCGUGGGGAAAAUGGGCUGCUGAGAUACGUGAUCCUCAGAAAGGCGUCCGCGUGUGGUUAGGUACAUUCAACACGGCUGAGGAAGCUGCCAGGGCAUAUGACGAGGCUGCAAAGCGAAUCCGCGGUGACAAGGCUAAGCUCAACUUUCCAGAGCCACCUUCGCCACCAGCCAAGCGACACUGCACUAGCACCAUCCCUGAUCAGCCCACACGUUCUGACUUAAUGUCUCAGAAACCGGCCUCAAUAAUGUUGAACUAUGGAUAUGAAAACCAAACACCCUACUACCCCAUGGAAAUGCCCGCUGCUGAGGAUCCUCAACAUCAUGAUUAUGAGCUCAAGGAGCAGAUUUCCAACUUGGAGUCAUUCCUGGAUUUAGAGCCAGACUCAGGGAUCGUCGAUUCUGACCCCCUCAAUAUUUUUCUGAUGGAUGACUUUGCUGCAACUCAGCAGCAGCAGCUGUUUUACUGAACACUGUAAAAAUUAUCAUAUACUACUAGUUAAUUUCAUCCUAAGUUGUUUGGUGUGCGUUUUCUGAUGAGUGACUAGUUAGCUUUUGGUAGUACGUAGUACAAUGCAGAAAGUACAUACAAUAAUAAGUUGCGUGCCUUUGCAUGCAAUUUGUAAUAUUAAUGUCAUGUUGUUUUGUGCUGUUUUACUGUUUAUGGUUUCUAAAUCUUGGAUUACGCUUA